Molecule: messenger RNA, 1109 nt
Organism: Zingiber officinale
Lineage: Eukaryota; Viridiplantae; Streptophyta; Magnoliopsida; Zingiberales; Zingiberaceae
Exons: 3
Coding region: 59-745 (228 amino acids)
Cellular component (GO): mitochondrial matrix
Source: RefSeq, a predicted model, not a curated record
UUUAACAAAAAUUGAUCAAGGACAACACUAGCACGCAACACAGCUAAUUCCGGCGGCUAUGGCGCACCGUCUCCUCGCUUCUGGUGCCCACCGCCACCUCAAGUCUCUUGCUUCCUCUUCAUCUGUCUCCUCUCGAUCCUACAUCUCUGAGAUGCGCCACUCCGCCUUCAGGGAGAAACUCCUCCGUAUCCUCCGCACCGAGAUUGCCUACGAGGGUGAGUCGCGACCGGCCCUUUAUCCAGCGGUAGAUUUUGGGCCUUUUAAUGUAGACCAUCGUCCCGGCGAGAAGUGGAUCCAGCUUCGACGGAGCUACGGCCGGGAGGAUAUCAAAAUCGACGCUACCAUGUUCGAUGGCGCUGCUCCAUCCACUCGCUCGGCUGCGGCAGCAGGGGAGGCUGACCCCAGCGACGCCCGCCUCCACAUCAGCCUCAUGGUCGAGGUAUCCAAGGGCGAUGCAUCUGAGUUCGUCCUCCAGUUCUCUUGCUCCGCGUGGCCUGACGAUCUUGAGGUGGAUUACUUCUUUCCCGUCCGCCAUGGCAAUGUUGCACUUAAGCAGUAUAUGGGUCUUAAUUUCAGGGAGUUGGAUGAAGAGGUGCAAGAUGCGGUUCGAGAGUACCUGGAGAAGCGAGGGGUUAACGAGGAACUUGCAGUGUUUUUGCAUGGUUAUAUGGCCAACAAGGACAGGACUGAGCUGCUCCGGUGGCUGAGUAACAUUGAGACUUUUGUCAAAAAACAGCAUAUAUGAAGUUAUUCCCCGCGAGGAUGUAAACUGAAAAUCACUUUCUAUUGUCGAUUCAAAUCUUCAUGUCUUGAUCUAUAAAUGCUCCUGGAGUGGCAAAGUUUCUUGUGCAAAACUUUGGUUAGUAAUUGCCAUUACCUCAACUUGAUUGUUUUAUUCUUGCCAUGCGUAAUCAACUUACUGAGAAUUUACUUUAGUUUAAUGGGUCUUGAAUUUGAUGUACUUGAAGUUAAUGCAUCUGAUAUCAUACCUCUUUGUUGCUUAUAAUUUUAUGUUAAAUCGAUUUUUUAUGCAAUUGAUUUAUUUGAUUAGUGUCCCUAAUCAUCAUCUAAUACAAUAUUUUGGCACACCAACAUCAUCGAUAGGAAAG